AUGACUGUGUCUUUGUUUGCCGCGGACAUGUAGAACAGAUUGUAUCAGCACUUCGAUGGUUUCUUCAUAUCCGGACAAACGUCAUAUCUACUCUUCUAAAAGGCUUAUGUGUAGUCAUGUAUGUCGUUCGGAGUCCAGAGGCCACGCACGAAGUUGUUCGUGCAGCCCACCUCCACCCGUAAUAGUUUGAAUCCGCUUGGCAUCUGCAUAAAAGCGGCACGGCUGAAUACACAUAGUGGUCUGGCUUCUCUUGUCAACUAACUCGAUCACUGCUACCCAAAUCUCAUCCGGAACCGUGGAGCCAGUCUACUCGCGUGACGAGUGCAUCGCAGCGAUUCGCGACUUCUAAUAGUUUCUGGGAAAGAUGUUCCUGGAUGUGCCCGCGUCCAUCAUCUACCCACCUCCCGGCGGAUGGCCAAACAUGACUCCCGAAGUCUCGGAUUCUCCAGGCAAAGAUCCAGAAGUCUGGAAGACUUCAGUGGACAAGCUGAAGGAGGGGAAAGAAGAAAGAGAAGAUUUGCUACUCGACACCGAGAGUGAAGAAUAUCAAUUUGGCGGCAAGAUUCCCAAAUACUGCGUCGGUCUUACGUACGCUCUCAACAUUAGCGAAUACGUAAUGCUGUUGAACGUCAGAACUGGGCUGGUACAUUUUAUGGACUGCCCAGAAGAGAUUUUGAAGGUGUGUGAUCCUCAGCCAUCACGUCUGGUGUAUCCUUUGGAGGGGGAAGCAAAGGCGGAACAAGACAGAGGCGUCCUUGUUGUACAUGAGGAAGAGGAUGACGCCGAAGCUUCGGACAACAACAACAACAGCGAACGCGAAACGCCUCCGACAUCCGACGAUGGUAGUGGCGACGAGGACGAUGAGCUGGAUGAUUCCGAUGAUGAUGAUGAGUCGAUAUUCGUGGAGUGGGGACCCUGCUGGCCGGUCCGUCACUUCUUCACCAUGUUGAAGAAUCACUUCAUUAAUCUGAACUUCAUUCCACAUAGCAGUCAGUAUAUCAUCAAGAUCUGGACGGAGCGAUACACGGAUCACGAACAGAUUCCUGAAGGUUUUGCAGAAUUUCUCCAGUCCAUUUAUCAUAAACACGGGUGGCCUGAUCUGGAAGUCUAUCAGAAAGCAGCGUGUUUGGCAGAGCUCGAGAUCGCGAUGGAAACUCAAUCUACCAAAUACUACAACCUCGAUCAGUACUUCCAGAACCGUGAAUACUAGACAAAGAGUUGGGAUAGAAGGACCGGAUAAUGCAGUAUUGGUCAAUGUUACCCAAACCGUUGAUCAGACUUGAGCAAUCCGAUAGCCUGGAGAUGAUUUUUUGGAAUGAUUGAUACAAGGCAGGAGGGUUUGAGAAGGCGCUCAGAUUGGCAAAGAAGGUGAAGGAACAUGCCGAAGCGGUGGUGGGCUCGGAGGUCAAGUUCAAGAUUCAUAUCAGGAAGGAUUGGGGAGCUCGCGAGUACGACUUUGUCGACCCGUAGGCCUCUCUGCUGUCAUGUUGAUAUUGUUCUGAUUUGUGUGUUGGAAG
Molecule: messenger RNA, 1517 nt
Organism: Alternaria rosae
Lineage: Eukaryota; Fungi; Ascomycota; Dothideomycetes; Pleosporales; Pleosporaceae
Exons: 2
Coding region: 365-1210 (281 amino acids)
Source: RefSeq, a predicted model, not a curated record